Coniosporium apollinis CBS 100218 is the source of this 417-nucleotide messenger RNA. RefSeq lists its product as uncharacterized. The coding region runs from base 1 to 417 and encodes 138 amino acids. The transcript has a single exon. The record is from RefSeq and is a predicted model, not a curated record. Lineage: Eukaryota; Fungi; Ascomycota; Dothideomycetes.
AUGGGUGGAAAGCGUACGACGCCGACAUUCACAGCGCGCACGACGCCGUCGCUCGACGACGGCAUUUCCCUGGUUCAACAAGGAACAUCCGAGAUCCAGUUCAGCUUCAAUGGCCAACGCCUGUCGAUGACCGGUACAUACGCCUACGCUGCUGGCAUCAAUAUCGAGAGCGUCGUCGUGCUCGGACAGAAAUCUGCGCCUACGAGUGUCAAUUAUAAUGGCCAGAGCUUGCAGGUCCAAUAUGAUGGUAACGCGCAGACGGCGACUAUCAACUGCAGUAUCCCAUUGACUGGUGAUGCGACCGUGACUUUUGGCGGAGUUGCUGAGUAUCCUGGCACCGUGUCUAGGCAGGGUCCGGCUGGAAAAUUGUCAGCGUUUGUGCUUAACGAUUUUGCUAUGAGCUAUCUCUUCAUGUAA